UUUCAUCCACCAUUUUUCAUUUCAUGCAAUUAAGUCCUUCGUGGGAUGAUUUUUGAAACCCUCCAUUGUUUACUCUCUUCGUUAAGGUGUUUGAAGAAAUGAAGAUGCAGCCCCGAUUCACUUGAUGUGAUAAAAUGUAAAGGAAACUAAUGGUGAGAUUCAUCCACACGAAGGUUUUCAUCUGUCUCAUUCAGAACCACCCAAGUUUACCCUCUUGCUUCUUCUAGCAGCAGCAAACAACGUCCAUCAAGGGCCAAUACAUUCAGAUUUCUGUUUUUUUGGUAAGAGAACAGCAAUCAAUGCACCACCAGACAAUCUUUGGUUAUAUUGCUUCUUAACCGGCCAGCCCUAGAGCCAACCUCUUUCCCAUUUAGCGCCUUCAAUUUCUCAAGAUUUCCCUCCUUCUGGGUUCAAUGAUUUCUGCUAAGAUGCAAUUUCUGUGACUUGAAGCAAAAAAUUUUGUGACUUUGAUUUCUCUGAUUCUCUUCUGGUUUCUGCAUGGUGUCAGCAAGUCUAAUGCCAUCACCUGGCUAUCCUAAUACAAACGGAUAUCUGAGAUCAAAGGUGUCAUCUGUCCCUUUUUCAUCAAACCUUCUAAAAAGUUCGUCCUCAUUUAAGAAGACAUUGUAUGCUAAGUUUUGGAUCUUCCAUUUGACGCAACCUUUCUUCAUCAAGGAUUCCAAGAGGAUGGCAUGGCAUAUAAGAAGCAGUGCAGAUGGCAGCGGUUUAAAUCCCUCUUCCACAAAUAAUAACAGCAGAGGGACUAGACUCAUAAGAGCCAUACAAGCCUUUCAAAUCAAACUAAAUGCACGUUUUAAAGAUCUGCGGAAGAAUCUUCCCUUGAAACUGCUGUUUUUCUUGACUGGUUUCUAUUGUUCAACAGCUUUUGCUACCGUUAUAGGACAAACAGGUGAUUGGGAUAUUCUUUCUGCCGCUUUGGCUGUGGCUGUCGUGGAGGGGAUUGGAGCCCUCAUGUACACAUCUUCUUUUCCUUUAUUCAAUAAAUUAAGGAACUUGGUCACCAUGUUCAAUUAUUGGAAGGCUGGCCUUUCGCUAGGUCUAUUUCUGGAUUCCUUCAAGUAUUAGACUUCAUUCUUUUAGCAAAAAAUGCCAUUUCCUGCCCUCCAAGUACAGGAAUGACCUAAAAGAUUAGGUGGGCAUGGUUUACAUUCACAAAUUGGAUCCUACAUCCAUAUAAUUUGAUGGAAGCUUUGAGAUGUGAUUCCAGUUGUAUUGAUCACAAUAGAGGAUCUUGUGGCUCUUGAAAUCUAUUGCCUUUAUUCCUUUAGUGAAAAUUUCUAUUAGGGUGACCUAAAACAUAAGAGGGCAUGACAUGCUAUACUUCUGCAAUUGGAUCUUGGAUGUGAUUUGAGUUGAUCCUUUUGAGGUGGGUUUCCGGUUAUUUGGCAUUCCAAAUGAAGAAAGCCAAACAACAGGUGAUGCUCUUGAUCUACACCUUAAAAAGGUACAGAUCCAUGCUAAGUAGCUAAAUAAAAUGCUGGUUUGCAAGAAUGGUGUGUUUCUGGUUGAGCCAAAGUGCAGAUACGGCCUAAUGAAGUGGCUUUUGCACGCUGAAUCCGUGGAGCUUUGGGGUUACAUGUAAGGUGUAGAAGAAAUUUAUAGUGAAAGCUCUUGUUCAAGAUAUUGUUGAUGUUAAUUUUGAAUUUUGUUUGUAAAAUUUAUUUGCACACAGAAGGAAUGCAGAAACAUGUUCCUGAAAAUGUAAAACAUGUUUCAAUAUCAUGAAGAAUUUUGAGUUACUUCAAA
Cynara cardunculus var. scolymus (artichoke) is the source of this 1767-nucleotide messenger RNA. Its product is annotated as ycf20-like protein. The record is from RefSeq and is a predicted model, not a curated record. Lineage: Eukaryota; Viridiplantae; Streptophyta; Magnoliopsida; Asterales; Asteraceae. The transcript is spliced from 3 exons. Bases 499 to 1086 code for a protein of 195 amino acids.